GAGACACGGCCACAGUUUAGCCUUAGUGUCCGUGUGCGUGACGAUCAGGGAAGAUCAAACUACCCACUGUAGGUUGACCCCUGAGCCUCGGCGUCUCCCCUUCAAGGAUACAGGUUGCACCCCAGGGAUACCAUCGCAGUACUCCUGAAUUCUGCCCAACCUGCCAAGGCCACAAUGUCACAAUUCUGUACAAUGCCAACUGGAGAGAGGAAGAAGCGUGCAGCAGCUAUUUGCCAGGAGGUCCACGGUACCAACGGGUACGUAAUGGAUCUCGGAAAGAAGCUCAGCACUCCCAAGGACAUUAUGUUGGAGGAGUUGUCGUUGCUUUCCAACAGAGGUUCUCGGCUUUUCAAAAUGCGCCAGAGGAGAUCUGAAAAAUAUACAUUUGAAAGUAUACAAAAUGAGGCAAACACACAGCUGAAUAAUGAUAUUUUAGCUCAGAAUGCACACACUGUGGAAAUUAAAGUGGACCCACCGACCGAUGGAAAUGCAGCUAAUCCAGAAAUCAUUGUUUCAGACACAGCUGCAGAGAAGUUAUCAGCCACAGCCAUGCCCAAGUCCUACCACUCCCCGUGGGACCAGGCGCUCCUCAGCGACCCCGACCUCGCCGAAACCCUCAAACUGACGAUGUCGGGACCAGACCCACAACGGGACCCUCCUGAGUACAAAAGCUUUAACCGGGUUGCCACUCCUUUUGGUGGCUUCGACAAAGCUCCCAGAGGAAUCACAUUCAAGCUCCCCGAUUUAGACCUGAACCCGCCCAGGUACCACGAGCUGCAGGAGCCGGCAGUGAAAAGACCCACCUUUAAUCGGAUGGCCCAAGGGUGGAUAUCUGAGGGCGCUCCUCUGAUCCUGCCCACUGUCACCGUGGAGGCCAUUAACAUCCCGGAGUCUGAUGACCUGUAGGUCGUCUAACCGUGUGUAGGCCGGCCACGUGAUGUCAGCUGUUGUGUUGAGUCCCCACGUCUGAUUGAGGAAAAAACACCCUCGUUCACACCUAAGUCACAAUUACUUACUAAUAUUUUGGAUUGAUCCCAUUUAGUGGAGAAAAGAUAUUUUAAACUUUUGUUGACCAGUGCGUUUGGUGUAAACUUAAACUGUGUUCAAAGAAAAUCAUGUAAAUAGCAUAACUCAAGAAGAGUUUCCACUGACACAUACAGCAAAACUGUAAAUUGUAUAAAUGUUCAGUUGAAUUUCAUGAAUACAUAAUGUAAAUAAAGAAUGCAACUUAUUUAUUGAUUAAACACAACUGGAACAUGCAGUGAGUUAUAUUUAGUUAUUGUGAUAAGCAGUCUUCUAUUUAUACUGAUGAUAGAAUGAUAUUACACAAACACGAAUAAAAAUGAAGUGCUCAUUUUUAUUUAUUUAUCAUAUAAAUUCAUAUAAUAAAUAACUCAACGUCAUUUCAUACAAAGCAAAGGAUGAACACAGACAUAAAUAACUCAAGCUGUAAUUUAAAUUAAUCGAAAAUUCAACACAAAAUAAUACAUUAAUAAGGAAAUAAGGAAAGGGAAAGGACCCUUUGAUAGCUCUGAUUUAUUGUGGACUGCAAUUGAAAAAUAUUUUUUUAAAUGAUAUUGGAGCUAUAAGAAACGCUUUUAUAUUGAGGAAAUAACAGGUCACAUCAAAGUGGAAGACUGAGAAAUCUGGACUUUGACCUGCGAUGAAACUAAUGAAUUAAAAACACGGAUAUAGAAACAGUGACUUUGUGUGCCAAUACAUUUAAUAAUUGUACAAAGUUGAUAUAUUAUGGCCUGCCUUGUUUGCAGUGUGAGCAAAUUGAAAUGUUUGUUGUGUGUUGUUUCUUGUCACUGAUGUCCUAAUCCGUGUAACGUGUAUAAUUAUACUGUGUAUGAGUGCAAAAUACACACAAUGUCUGUGAGCUAUAUUUGGGUAUUUUCUGAGAACAUUCAAGCGGCAUGAUUUUACUACAGUUUAAGUGUAUCGCUUUCUCGUAAAUAUUGCAUAACUAACUUUCUAACUAUAGUUUUUAUAGUUUUCUCCACAUCACACAAACAACAAAGAACAAAACAAAGAUCAGAAAGUACAUGUAAGCAAAUAUUUCAAAUAGAAAUAUCAGUGGCAUGAUUUAUUGUUUAUGGAAAUAGCAGUAGAGGGUGUUUAAUGUGUGCAUUCACAGAUAGAUACUUAAUGUACCCCAGAACUAGAAUGCUCCCUAAACAAUAGGCUAAGGUCAGGCUCCAAAUCUUUGCAAAGAUGUUACAUUUCCUUUUCGCUACAUACUGUAUGUAAGUUUCUCUAAGGCGAGGCACUGAAGCAGUCCUUUUAUACAAUCAUGUUUGUUCGGCCUGUGAGCGGAUUUCCAGGCCAUUGAAAUCAUAUGUUUCGCUUUGAGACAAAAUAUGACCAUGUUUCUUUUGCUAUUGUUAAGAGUACAAUUUGCUGGGACACGAUGGCAGUUGUUGUUUGAUACAGACCGAUAUAAUCCCUUUACAGGAAUCUUGAAACAGGGUGCAAGACGCAGUGAGCCAAGCUACCUUUAUGUAUGCCACAUUUAACAGUCCGCUGACAUAAUAUAUCAUUUUCAUUCUCAGAGAGAAGGGAGAUACAGCAAAAUCUAAUUGAAGGCCAAAGUAGGAGCUCUUGAGCAAACAUUAUGCAUGACUAUCAUUUCUCCCAAAAGUCGACAAUCCAAAUACUUUGUAUUUUCAUUUACACAGAAUGUUCUGUUGGUCAAUUCAUUUCUUUGUUUUGUUUUGAGACUGUGAGAAAGCUGACAGGUUUGACGAGGUUGUUCACUGAGUAUUAUGUCUUAUAUACAUGUAGCAGGUAGAGUAUGUGUUAUUGGGGACAGAACCCAACCCAAACUGCAUAUUAAAGAUUUA
Pungitius pungitius (ninespine stickleback) is the source of this 2846-nucleotide messenger RNA. RefSeq names its product myozenin 2b (gene myoz2b). The record is from RefSeq and is a predicted model, not a curated record. Gene Ontology annotation, cellular component: Z disc; actin cytoskeleton. Gene Ontology annotation, molecular function: actin binding; FATZ binding; telethonin binding. The coding region runs from base 175 to 906 and encodes 243 amino acids. Lineage: Eukaryota; Metazoa; Chordata; Actinopteri; Perciformes; Gasterosteidae. The transcript is spliced from 6 exons.